Molecule: messenger RNA, 1695 nt
Organism: Entelurus aequoreus (snake pipefish)
Lineage: Eukaryota; Metazoa; Chordata; Actinopteri; Syngnathiformes; Syngnathidae
Product: gastrula zinc finger protein XlCGF57.1-like
Exons: 2
Coding region: 80-1531 (483 amino acids)
Biological process (GO): regulation of transcription by RNA polymerase II
Molecular function (GO): DNA-binding transcription factor activity, RNA polymerase II-specific; RNA polymerase II cis-regulatory region sequence-specific DNA binding
Source: RefSeq, a predicted model, not a curated record
UCAUAUUUGUCUGCCGAGCGGACAGGACAAAGAGCGACGGUGACGAAGUGAAAAUCCACUAGUGAAUACUAGCAUCGCCAUGUUCAGAAGGUUGGUGAGGGAGCGACUCAUGGCGGUUGCUGACGAAAUCAUCUUGAUGUUUGAGAGAACCAUUGCGUCGUACGAGGAGGAAAUUGCUCGCACCAAAGAGGAGAACGAGCGACAACGACGCCGACUGGAAACUGUUAGCAAGAUGCCGAGUGUGCUACACAUUGACGACGUCCCGCAGCUAAUCGGUCGUCAAGAAGAACGUCCGCCUCGGCCGCAGGCGUGGAACUCCACUUCCCAGCAGGAGGAUCCACAGCCCCCCCACGUUAAAGAGGAGGAGGAGGAACUGUGGAUCACUCACGAGGGAGAGCCGGAGGAGGACGAAUUUGCCAAGUUGCCGUUGACCGUAGUCUCGGUGAAGAUCGAAGACGACGAAGACAAACCCCAAGCAGACGACCUCUUAGCUCCACUGUCAGAUAGUGAGGCUGAAGGCAGAGUUAAGGAACCUCUGAGGAGCCAUCCAGACUUUGUGGGGGACAUGAGCACUCGCACUGACCACAAACAAGCAGGUAAAGAACGUUUUAUCUGCUCAAUUUGCGGCGAAACCCUUUCUUUCAGGAGCGCUUUGACUCGACACAUGCGGACACACCGAGGAGAAAAGCCCUUCAGUUGCUCCGUUUGUGCCAAAACCUUUGCUCGGAAGGACAUCUUGAUCGAACACCGGAAAACACACAGCGGAGAAAAGGCCUUCAGCUGCUCGGUUUGCGGGGACAGGUUUGCCCACAAGACCACGUUGAACCGACACAUGAGGACACACACGGGGGAGAAGCCCUUCCGCUGCUCAUUUUGCGGUAAACGCUUCUCUCAAAAGAUCCACAUGGUGGCGCACGUGGCGACGCACACGGGACAAAAACCUUUCGCCUGCUCCGUGUGCGGCAAAAGCUACUCCCUCAAGUCCAAGAUGAUUGCGCACAAGAGAGCACACGCGCUCAGAAAACCCUUCCGGUGUUCGAUUUGCGGGGAGAAAUUCGCGCACCGGUUCUCGCUGAAUUUGCACGUGGAAACGCACAAAGAAGACAAACACUUUGUUUGCGCCGUCUGCGGCAAGUCGUUUUCUCUGAAGAAAAUCCUGAUCGGUCACAUGAGGACGCACACGGGAGAGAAACCCUUUAGCUGCUCGUUUUGCGACAGGGCCUUUUCGUUGAAGAAAAUUUUGACCGUCCACAUGAGGACGCACACGGGGGAGAAACCCUUCAGUUGUUCAUUUUGCGCCAAAGGUUUUACUCAAAAGGCACACAUGCUGUCACACAUGAGGACGCACACGGGAGAAAAACCUUUCAGUUGCGCCAUCUGCGGGGAUACUUUUUCUCAGACGUCCACUUUGAAUAGACACAUGCGGACGCACACGGGGGAAAAACCUUUCCGGUGUUUGAUUUGUGGCGAAAGCUAUUCUCAGAAGAGGAGUUUGACGGCACACAUGCGAACACACGGCGGCGGGGAAUAAACUGGUUGGACUGAACAUGAAUGGUGGAGUUCAACCUUCACCUUUUUGUAAGAAUACAGAACUGUACGUAAAUAUUUAAAAGCACAAUUGAUAGCAAUCUUAAAACAAUGUGUUGGGAAAUGUAUUAGUACAUUACUUCUUUGAUGUAACAAUGAAUAUUGCCA